Gavialis gangeticus (Gharial) is the source of this 2626-nucleotide messenger RNA. It is a transcript of the gene SLX4IP, whose product is annotated as SLX4 interacting protein. The record is from RefSeq and is a predicted model, not a curated record. NCBI's taxonomy places the organism in Eukaryota, Metazoa, Chordata, Crocodylia, Gavialidae.
GCUCCAUAUGCAUUUUGAACUAACAGUCAUGGCAUCCAACAAGUUUGUUAUUAAGAAUGAACUGUAAAAGAAGUUGCAGUAAAAAAAUCAAGAAGCUGGCUAGUGUGAAAGAAUGGAGAAGCUUGUUUGUGCCAUGUGGGAACUUUGCUGUCCUGGUAGAUUUUCAUAUUUUGCCUCAAGGCCCCAGUAGAGACACCAGCUGGUUUUCAGAUCAUGAGAAGGAGGAAGUCUGCAUGCUGCUGAAAGACUCUAUUGAUUCAAGAGUCAAGCAAUACUUGGAAGCUCGUAAACAACGUGGCCAGUGGAAACGCAUGGAAUACACAAAGCCCAUUCCUUUGUCCCUAAAAGGUGCUAGUUUUCAUAUCACAGCCUACUUUAUGAAAAGAUGGGUGAAUCUGCGUUGCGUUGCAGAAGACCAGUAUCGUGAGCUGCAUGUCUUUCCGGAAAGACUUAUGGUCUGUGCCAGUAGACUUGAAUCUAAUCCCAGUCCUUGGACAAGUGAGAACGGGGCACUGAAAGAAAACAUUUAUAAUGGGACCUCUGAAUAUUUUGCUGAAUCUGCUGAAAAGAAAAAGUGCAACAUUCCUCUGACUCAACAGAUAAAGCAAGAUAUCUUGAAAGAUAUUGCAAAAAGGAAAAAAACAAGCAAUGGUAACUCGAGCAAACCUCAAACCAGGGAGGACACCAUGAAAGUGUAUCUUGGCUCAGUAAACUCGGAGACAAUUUACAGUGCAAAAAGGAAAAAAACAAGCAAUGGUAACUCGAGCAAACCUCAAACCAGGGAGGACACCAUGAAAGUGUAUCUUGGCUCAGUAAACUCGGAGACAAGGAAAAGGAAGAAUGAACAUCAAACUCCUUCCGAUCCUCAGUCUGAAGCAAAAUGUAGGCGCAUAGAACAACCAAAGGAUUGCAAAAAUGCAGCUGAGAUUCCUGUUUUAGAACUGGAAAAUGAUGUUAAUCGGAGACAGCCAGAUGAUGCUAGCAGCCAAAAACUUCACUCGGCAGAGUGGUUAAAGAUGAGACUUCUAAGCAAGUACCUUCCAUGUAGAUAUGAGUCAGCACUGCCAGAUCCAAAACAAAGUCAAGGAGUGACUGAAACACAGAAUCAGCAAAGGAGCUGUGGUUCAGAAGAAAAGUUGGAUCCCUGCAAAAAAGCAUUUUCUGAAGAGGAUUAUCUAAUCCCCACAGACACAGAACAAAAAAAAACCAAUGUUGAUUGUUUAGAACCAUCUUCAGAAGUGAAGACCCGAUUGAAUUCCAAGUUGUUUGCUAAACAAGACUUGGCAAAAUCUAUGUCUGAUGAAGAGUCACUUACUUUGGGAAAAAAUCCCCUAAGACCUUUUUUUAUGAAAAAUAAUACACCAGUUGAGCAGACAAACCAAAAUGAGCUAGCCACAACCACUGAAGAAUUAUGCCUAAUGCCUUUAUCCUCCUAUUUAAAACUUAACUCCAAGCCUUCAGAGGAGCUUAUGCACAAAAGAAAGAAAGAUGUUGAAGACAGAUCUAGAAAGUUAAAACUACAGAGGGUUAAGAAGUCAUGGUGCACUAAAUAUCGCCAUUGUGAAUUCAGUUAGGCACCCAUAGUUGUUUUCAGCAGACAUGAAUGCCAAGUUAUAUUUGAAAGAAUUCAGAAAAAAUAGAAAUGAUAAAAUUGCAGAUGAUUAAAUGUACCAGUUAAAUUGUUAAACUUCUUUGCAAUGAAACUAAUUCACUACAUGCCUCAAAUACAUAGAUCUGCUAUAACAAUACACUUGGUUUUUGCCUGUCAAAAUAAUGUAUUUAAAUAUUUAAUAAAAGAAGGACAUAGUGUUUAUAUAAUUAGUCAGUAUUUCACAUAUAACAUUUUACCAUUUCAAACUAAAGUUUCUCUGGGGAGGAUAGGGUAAAUUUUGAUACUACUAAUAAAUCAUUACCCAAAGAUCUGAGGACAUCAAAAUUAAGGCAACUGUCAGAAUCAUUUCACUUACCGUUUUUCCAGUUUUGUGCUGACUGCUAAACACAAAAUUUUAUUCAUUAGUAGAAAUUCACCCAUUAGGCUUUUAGUGGGGAAAAUUCUUGUUUAAUUAAUUUGAUAUUUGGAAAGAGAAAAAAUGCCCCAGGGUAGUGAAAUUUAAACUUUCAUUUUCUUUUAAAAUAUUUUGAAAUAGCGCUGAAUCCAUAACCUUCUUUAAUUUGGCUAGUCAUUUAGGGCCUACCUUUUCAUUGGGGACUCAACAUAAGCAGCAUUUGUGCAUCUGCAGUUUCAGGGACACACAAUUUGUAGUACUAGCUGUGUACACAGGUGGUAGAAUUUUUGCAUGCUUAUGCCAUUUAGAGAAAGCUUAUACAUGCAAGGCCUAGCACCUACCGUUAUUGCUGGGAAUAGUUCAUGCACACAGAUCUAAAAAUCAUACUGUAUUUCCUUGUGAGGGGCACUUGUAGCUGUCUUAUAUUUGCUUGUAUAUAAACUAUAUCUGUGGUGUUUGGCUACUGUUAGAAAGUUUGUGUUUAAUUUUUAAUUGUGCGUCAUUUUUUAAUAUCACUUUUAUGGGUUGCACAACUCAUUGACAUGUACCAAUUAACUCAUUAUUUCAUUUUUGUUUUCCUAAAAUAGAUGCAAUAAAAUUGAAAUAAAUGUUUCCUUUUA